GAGUCAGGGCCCCUUGGUUUUGAGCCAAAAAACCUCGAGAAUUACACACACAACCACUCACAUAUUGUGUGUUUGUUGUAUGUGUGUGAGAGAGAGAGGAAGAGUAUUUUUCUUGUUUUCUUUUCCCUUUCUUUUGCUGCACUUUAUACACUUCAAAAUUCAAUACUUCGCUCUGUACUCAAAGGAGGUGUUUUCAGAAGAGAACACACUAUCUUCCUCCUCCAGAACCCCCUAUCAAACGCCCAUAUCUCUACAUUGUCUCUCAUCGAUCUUUACAUUCUUGAUUCUCCCCUUUCUGCAUUCAGACUCUGAUUAUCUUGCUGUUCCUCUUCCUUUCUUGAAUCUUUUUCUUGUAUUCUGCGAACUUCUCGAGUCUAGCAAGAUUUUCCAUCUGGGAUUCUUAGAAUUUGGCUUGGCCUGGUGUAUCUUUAAAUCUUAUUCUUUUGUCAGCAUGAAUUCCUGAAUUUUUUCCCAUUAAUAUUUGUCUUGGAGAGGGGAAAAAAAGAAUUUGUUCAAGAAAAGGAAGAAACUUUUGAUCUUGGCUUAAUUCCGAAGAGUCCAGAAAGUUGUUUAUAUAUGAAGUGGUGAAACAAUGAGAGAUGAAAAUACAAAGAAAAGCAAGCUUUCAUGGCCUAAGACACUAGUCAAGAAAUGGUUCAACCUCCAGACAAAAGCUGGGGAUUUUCAUGCUGAUGAUAUCGUUUAUGAAGGUAGUGAUGAAGAAUGGAGGAAAAAAUUCUCAGAGGUGGAGGCAUGCACCAUCAAGACAAGCAAGACAGAGAAAUCAAACAGGCGAAAGUCAGACCGUGUCGUCCGACAACAUAAGUUUGAACUUGAUGCAUCCCAAAUUACAGAUGUGCACAACUAUAGGAUCUUUGUGGCAACAUGGAAUGUGGCUGGAAAGUCCCCACCAAGUUUCUUAAGUCUGGAAGACUGGCUCCACACCUCACCUCCUGCCGAUCUUUAUGUUCUCGGAUUUCAAGAAAUUGUUCCUCUAAAUGCUGGUAAUGUUUUGGGCACAGAAGAUAAUGGCCCUGCUCGGAAAUGGCAAGCACUUAUUCGGAGAACUCUUAACAGUCUUCCGGGAAGUAGCGGUAGUUGUCCUUUACCUUGGGUGAUGACUUUGAGGGUUCGAAUAGAGAAAAGGACUCUUCUUUCUUCUACCGCCGCUCUUUUCAGUCAAUCAACCGCAGCAUGAGAAUGAUGCCAAGUGGCAUUUCUAUGCCACAGCCUACACUUGAUCGCCGAUUCAGUGUCUGUGAUCGGAUAAUGUAUGGGCAUAGACCGAGUGAUUAUUAUGAUCUGAAUGGGAGGUGUGGUUGUUCCUCUGAUGAUGACGACGGGCCAAGUGAUUCACCUUAUACUAACUACUCAGCUUUCUCUUAUGAUGGACCUGUCUGUAUUGAGGAGAGGGACAGACACCCAGGGCAAUCAAGGUAUUGUUUGGUUGCAAGCAAACAGAUGGUUGGACUAUUUCUCACUGUAUGGAUAAAGAGUGAUUUGAGAGAGGCAGUUCGCAAUCUGAAGGUAUCCUGUGUUGGAAGAGGGUUGAUGGGUUAUCUUGGAAACAAGGGUUCAAUUUCAAUAAGCAUGUCUUUGCACCAAACAAGCUUCUGCUUCGUUUGUAGUCAUUUGACCUCUGGAGAGAAGGACGGUGACGAGCUGCGAAGGAACUCUGAUGUCAUGGAAAUUUUGAGGAAAACAAGAUUCCCACAAGUCCAUGCAAUGGGAGAUGAGAACUCCCCUCAAACAAUUCUUGAUCAUGAUCGAAUCAUAUGGCUUGGGGACUUGAACUACAGAAUCGCCCUUGCCUACCGAUGUGCAAAGGCUCUUGUAGAGAUGCGCAACUGGAGAGCUUUGUUAGAAAACGACCAGCUCCGGAUAGAGCAGAGACAUGGGCGUGUUUUUGCAGGAUGGAACGAAGGAAGAAUAUAUUUCCCUCCUACAUACAAGUACUCAAAUAAUUCAGACAGAUACACCGGCGAGAAUACGCACCCAAAAGAGAAACGAAGAACACCCGCAUGGUGUGACCGUAUACUGUGGCGGGGUCCUGGUCUAAGACAACUAUCAUAUGUUCGUGGAGAGUCUAAGUUUUCAGAUCAUAGACCAGUAUACAGUAUAUUCCUAGCAGAAGUUGAGUCCAUCAACUGCAGCCGCAUCAAGAAAAGCAUGAGUUAUUCAAGCUCUCGGAUUGAGGUUGAAGAGCUGUUGCCAUACUCUCAUGGCCAUGGUCAGCUAAAUUUUUUCUAAGGAUCGUUGUAUAUAACCUCCCUGAUGGCAUUUUGGACCUUAUGUUGCAAACAUGAGUAACAGAAGCUGCUAAGCGAGUAGGAGGCCCUGAAAGUCGAUGGAUUCUACAACUAAUUCGUUUAUUCAAUCAGAAUAAUUCCUCGAUAAUUCAGCUCGAAGUAAUUGUGGAAAACGACUACACAUUUACAUGGUUCUUUAAACACUCAAAAAUAGAAAUGAACUUCGGACAGAAAACGGCUUAUAUUGUUGCAGAUGAACUUCAGACAAAAGAUACAGACGUCAACAUUCACCAUAUCAAGCAAACAUAUGCUUGUUGCAACUGUAAAGAAAAGCUACUUCGCCCUCGACCCAACAUCCACCAAAUUCUUUGAUCAGUUAUUUAUUUAUGGAGAAUUUCGAGGUGAGUCAGAAUCAAUAAUGAGGUGAAACAUAAUUUAGUAAAAAUUAUGAUAAGGGUAUUUCAAUCUGUAGAUAAACAAACGUUUGUACUACCCAUUGUCAUCAAACUUUUAACUUCACUCUGUCUGUGUUUGAUGACUGUACUAUAGUACUAUGCUUUGACAAAAGACCUCUCUCACACAAUUCAAAGGGAAUAUUAGUGCUUUUUGCGAAGAAAAUCAGCUUUGUUUAUCAAGGGGGAAAGAAAAGGAAAAGGGACAUCAGUUGUGUUGAAUCCAACGGCAAAGUGUUAUCACGACAUGUCUGGUUGAAUCCAACGGCAAAGUAUGUUAUCACGACAUGUCUGGAUGAUUCCAAUUUCCACGUUUUGGAGAAUCCCACAAAGCCUGUUUGACUGCAGACAGAUGUGACUUUCGGAUUUGUCUAUAUAAUAUUCAACACUUUAAUUUUCUCUUCGA
Molecule: messenger RNA, 3107 nt
Organism: Sesamum indicum (sesame)
Lineage: Eukaryota; Viridiplantae; Streptophyta; Magnoliopsida; Lamiales; Pedaliaceae
Product: type I inositol polyphosphate 5-phosphatase 4
Biological process (GO): phosphatidylinositol dephosphorylation
Molecular function (GO): inositol-polyphosphate 5-phosphatase activity; phosphatidylinositol-4,5-bisphosphate 5-phosphatase activity; phosphatidylinositol-3,4,5-trisphosphate 5-phosphatase activity
Source: RefSeq, a predicted model, not a curated record